CACAGUCCCUCUCUCUCUCUCUCACUCUCUCUCUCUCUCUCUCUUUCUAUGCAUAUAUAGAGUGACAAACCCAUAUAGAUAUAGUUCGUUAGUGCUCUGUUUGGGUGAAAAUGACGGACAUAACGGACGAUAUAGUAGGGGAAAUAUCGUUUCAGAGCUUUGAAGAUGACUGUAGGCUUCUGGGUAGUCUUCUCAAAGACGUUAUUCAGAGAGAAGCUGGGUGUAAAUUCAUGGAGAAACUCGAAAGAAAUCGUGUACUCGCUCAGAGUGCUUGUAACAUGAGGCUGGCGGGGAUAGAGGACACGGCUGAGCUGCUUGAAAAGCAACUCGCAUCGGAAAUGUCUAAAAUGACAUUGGAGGAGGCCUUGACGAUUGUUCGAGCAUUCAGUCAUUAUCUCACCUUGAUGGGUAUUGCUGAGACUCAUCAUAGAGUACGAAAGUUACGGAGUGUGGCACAUCUAUCAAAAUCUUGUGAUGACAUUUUCAAUCAGCUGAUCCAUGGUGGAGUUUCCCCGGAUGAGCUCUACAACAAUGUCUGCAAACAGGAGGUUGAGAUUGUUUUGACAGCACAUCCUACACAGAUCAAUCGACGUACUUUACAAUACAAACACAUUAGAGUUGCACAUCUUUUGGAGUUUAAUGACCGACCUGAUCUUGGCCAUGAAGAUCGCGAAAUGCUGAUAGAAGACCUGGUGAGAGAGAUAACUUCUAUAUGGCAAACAGAUGAACUAAGACGCCACAAACCUACACCUGUAGAUGAAGCUAAGGCUGGCUUACACAUUGUGGAGCAGUCCCUUUGGAAAGCUGUACCUCACUAUUUACGUCGUGUCAGUAAUGCUCUUAAGAAGCAUACUGGGAGGCCACUUCCGCUGACAUGCACACCAAUUAAAUUUGGAGCUUGGAUGGGAGGUGACAGAGAUGGAAAUCCAAAUGUCACAUCAAAGGUCACAAAAGAUGUUUCUCUUUUAUCUAGGUGGAUGGCUAUUGAUCUCUACAUCCGGGAGAUUGAUAACCUCAGAUUUGAACUUUCCAUGAACUGCUGCAACGAUAGAUUGUUAAGACUAGCAACCGAAAUCUUAGAAAGAGAAACUUCAGCUGAGGAUCGUCAUGAGAAUUGGAACCAACCACAAAACUGGAGUCAAUUGAAGCCUCCCAGCCAACAAAUGCCUGCCCUUCCUACACAGCUUCCAGCUGGUGCUGGACUACCCUCUUGCACAGCGUGCCAGGAUGGGGAAUCUCAGUACCCUAGAGUAGAACUUCCAGGGAGAAAUCACUCGCCAUUGAAUCGUCAGGUGAAACAAGUUCCAGGACAGGAUGUUAAGGGUUGUCCAAAACGCGAAUCUUCAUUCCAGGAUUCAAAUCAAAGUUUGCACAAAAAGUUUGCAGACGGGAACAUGGCCAAUUCUAGUAGUCCUCCAUCAGCUGUGAUCCCCCGCUCUUCUUCUUUCAGCUCUAAUCAACUCCUUGCUCAGAGGAAACUAUUUGCCGAAUCUCAAAUAGGAAGGACCAGCUUCCAGAAGCUUCUAGAGCCUAGCCUGGCUCAACGACCUACAAUUGCUCCAUAUAGAAUUGUUCUUGGGCACAUAAAAGACACGCUUGAAAAGACGAGGAAGCGGCUAGAGCUUCUUCUUGAGGACCUUCCUUGUGAAUACGAUCCUUGGGAUUACUAUGAAACACCAGAUCAACUUAUGGAACCACUACUUCUGUGCCACGAAUCUCUGCAAUCAUGUGGAGCGGGGGUGCUAGCUGAUGGUCGGCUUGCUGACUUAAUUCGACGAGUGGCUACCUUUGGGAUGAAUUUAAUGAAGCUUGACUUGCGUCAGGAAUCUGGUAGACACUCUGAUACGCUCGAUGCAAUUACCAGAUACUUGGAUAUGGGUACAUAUAGUGAGUGGGAUGAAGAAAAAAGACUGGAAUUCCUAACGAGAGAGCUAAAAGGGAAGCGGCCUUUAAUUCCUCCAACUAUAGAGGUUCCUCCUGAAGUUAAAGAAGUCUUAGACACCUUCUGUGUUGCUGCUGAGUUGGGAAGUGAUUCACUAGGAGCAUAUGUGAUUUCCAUGGCUUCAGCUGCGAGUGAUGUCCUCACCGUGGAGCUUUUGCAGAAACAUGCUCGUCUUGCUGUUUCUGGGGAGCGAGGCAGACCAUGCCCUGGUGGAACGCUGCGGGUGGUUCCUCUGUUUGAAACAGUGAAGGACUUGAGAGGAGCUGGCUCAGUGAUCAGGAAAUUAUUGUCAAUUGAUUGGUACCGAGAGCAUGUCAUUAAGAACCAUAACAGUCAUCAGGAGGUAAUGGUUGGAUAUUCUGAUUCUGGUAAAGAUGCUGGUCGCUUCACUGCCGCUUGGGAGCUUUAUAAAGCUCAAGAGGAUGUCGUAGCAGCAUGCAAUGAGUACGGUAUCAAAGUUACACUUUUCCAUGGUCGUGGAGGGAGUGUUGGCCGUGGUGGUGGCCCCACAUAUCUUGCCAUUCAAUCGCAACCGCCUGGUUCUGUUAUGGGUACGCUUCGCUCAACUGAACAAGGAGAAAUGGUGCAAGCCAAGUUUGGGCUACCACAGACCGCUGUUCGACAACUAGAAAUCUACACGACAGCUGUGCUUCUUGCCACCCUACGCCCUCCGCUCCCACCUAGAGAGGAAAAAUGGCGUAAUCUGAUGGAAGAGAUCUCCAAAAUCAGUUGCCAAUGUUAUCGAAGCACAGUCUACGAAAACCCCGAAUUCCUUGCUUACUUUCAUGAAGCCACGCCACAAGCUGAGCUUGGUUUCCUCAACAUAGGAAGCCGUCCCACGAGAAGAAAGAGCUCUGUAGGAAUUGGACAUCUUCGUGCAAUCCCGUGGGUAUUUGCUUGGACCCAAACAAGAUUUGUCCUUCCUGCUUGGCUUGGAGUUGGAGCGGGCUUAAAAGGUGUGUGUGAAAAGGGACAUACCGAAGACAUAAAAGCAAUGUACAAAGAAUGGCCCUUUUUCCAAUGUACCAUAGACCUUAUAGAGAUGGUUUUGGGAAAAGCAGAUAUUAACAUAGCCAAGCAUUACGAUGAAGUUCUUGUGUCUCAGAGUAGGCGUGAGCUCGGUGCUGACCUGAGGAGAGAGCUUCUGACGACAGAGAAGUAUGUUUUGGUGGUUUCAGGGCAUGAGAAACUAUCAGAGAAUAAUAAGAGCUUGCAAAGAUUGAUUGAGAGCAGGCUUCCUUAUCUCAACCCCAUCAAUAUGUUGCAAGUGGAGAUAUUGAGGAGAUUAAGACGUGAUGAUGAUAAUCAUAAACUUAGAGAUGCAUUGCUUAUUACUAUUAAUGGGAUUGCUGCUGGGAUGAGGAACACGGGCUGAACAUCGCAAGCACUUACCUGAGGGAUAAGUAUAUGACAGAAAGUUACAGUUAAUAAAUGAAUAUAAUAGUAAUAGUAUAUAAUUGGGAUUCUUUGGUUGUUGAGUUUAUUUCUACAUUAUAGGGUUAUACUAAAAGCUUUUAAGACAAGUCGAACUCGAAAAAUUUUGGUCACUGAAAUUGCAGUAGUUGUGUGAAGUCAAACUGGUCCAAAGUCUAUAUUUGAAUUAUUGUUUCUGAACAGAGUAUUAUUUGAACUAUAUAAUGCAAGAUUGGUUAAUUCUUUGAUUACUAAA
Messenger RNA from Camellia sinensis, 3611 nucleotides. RefSeq names its product phosphoenolpyruvate carboxylase 4. Gene Ontology annotation, cellular component: cytosol. Lineage: Eukaryota; Viridiplantae; Streptophyta; Magnoliopsida; Ericales; Theaceae. The record is from RefSeq and is a predicted model, not a curated record. Gene Ontology annotation, molecular function: phosphoenolpyruvate carboxylase activity. Gene Ontology annotation, biological process: tricarboxylic acid cycle; carbon fixation.